Kazachstania africana CBS 2517 is the source of this 477-nucleotide messenger RNA. RefSeq names its product F1F0 ATP synthase subunit delta (gene ATP16). The record is from RefSeq and is a predicted model, not a curated record. Gene Ontology annotation, biological process: proton motive force-driven ATP synthesis. Gene Ontology annotation, molecular function: proton-transporting ATP synthase activity, rotational mechanism. Lineage: Eukaryota; Fungi; Ascomycota; Saccharomycetes; Saccharomycetales; Saccharomycetaceae. The coding region runs from base 1 to 477 and encodes 158 amino acids. The transcript has a single exon.
AUGUUUCGUACUACAGCCCUCAAGAAUAUAAUCAGAUCAGGCGUCAUCGCUAAGCGUAUGUACGCAGAGGCUGCUGCCAUCGGUACGCUGAAAUUGCAUUUCGCUUUGCCCCAUGAAACACUCUAUUACGGUUCAAAUGUAACUCAAGUUAAUGUUCCUGGUAAAUCUGGCAAAUUUGGUGUUCUAGCUAAUCAUGUUCCUACGAUCGAACAAUUGUCACCAGGUAUAGUGGAGAUUAUUGAAGAAAGUUCGAAAUCCAAGAAAUAUUAUAUUUCUGGUGGCUUUGCGUCAGUCCAACCAGAUUCCUUACUAUGUGUAACAGCAGUUGAAGCGUUUCCACUAGAGCAGUUCUCUCCAGAUAAAGUAAAAACAUUACUCUCUGAGGCAAGGAAUAAAGUGACCUCGUCCGAUGGAAAGGUAGCUGCCGAGAAUAAGAUAAAGGUAAGUAUUCUAGAAGAGUUAGAGUCACUACUAUAG